This is a messenger RNA of Acipenser ruthenus (sterlet), 1380 nucleotides long. RefSeq names its product fish-egg lectin-like. The record is from RefSeq and is a predicted model, not a curated record. Bases 203 to 964 code for a protein of 253 amino acids. The transcript has 4 exons. Lineage: Eukaryota; Metazoa; Chordata; Actinopteri; Acipenseriformes; Acipenseridae.
UGGCAUUCAAAUACUGAAUUCAAAUACUGGGUUUCAGUUCAAAUAUUUGCUUUAAUCUGCCCUUAUUUGAUUUCCCAAGGAGAGGUUGUCCGGUUUCUCAUUCGGGUCUUCCCACUCCAGGGCAUUUGGGUAUAAGAACGCCUCUCUGGGGCUGGCUGUGACACACCAAGUCUCGCUUGCUGAGAUUCGACUGACUGCAACCAUGAGAGCUUCUCUACUCGUCCUAGCGCUGUUCGUGGGCUCCAGCCUGGCGCUGGACUGCCAAGAGAUUGACGGGCGCCUCAAGCAGAUCGACGCCAGCGACGGGCAGGUGUUUGGCGUGAACAGCGAAGACUCGAUCUACACUCGCUAUGGAAACGGCUGGGUGCGGGUCCCAGGGGCCCUCAAACACGUGACCGUGGGGCCCGCUGGAGUCUGGGGCGUCAACAAGGACAAUCUCAUCUACAAGAUGAUUGGAGGACGCUGGGAACAAGCUCAAGGUCUACUGAAGCAGAUCGACGCGGGAGGCGACCAAUUCAUCGCCGGAGUCAACAUGUUAGACAACAUCUUCUGCCUGAAUCGCAAUCCCACGGUGACCACGCGUGGCGGCGCGGCCGCCAUUCCCUGGAACUUGCUUCCCGGGUCCCUCAAGUACUACUCCUGUGGGCCCUACAGCUGCUGGGGGGUGAACUGGCUCGACCAGAUAUUCGUGAUGAAGGGGGUGACCCCGGACGCCUGCAUGGGCAGCCUGGCGUGGCAGCUGGUCCCCGGGGCGCUGUCCAUGAUCGAGGUGUCCACCGACGGCAGCGUGUACGGGGUCAACUCUGCCGGGAACGUGUACCGCAGGGACGGGGUCAGCGUUGCUAAUCCUGCCGGCACUGACUGGACCUAUCUGAGCAUGUGCGGGAAAAGCAAGCAUGUGUCAUAUGACCUGGGUGUGCUCUGGGUGAUCAGCACAGAGGACAAGAUCCUGACCUGCAGCUAAAACUCCCCCGACAGCCAAACCAACAGAAACCAUCCUUCUGGAGCUCAGAAAUAGUCCCACUGACUGUAGAGUCUACAUUAUAUACUGCGCUUGCAUUGUAAACCUGUACUGCCCUGUAACACCUGUAAGUCACCUUGGAUAAAGGUAUCUGCCAAAUAAAUAAAUAAAUAAAGUUUCUUAUUGUGCAAGAGCUUAAAACAAACAAAAAAAAAUCUUACCGCUUGCAACCACAAGUACAUCUUCACAAAUCUCUUAUUGCUUUGCUUAGAACUGUGUUGUUUGACAGACUUCUGCUUUUUUAUGUCUGGUAUGGACUGUACUGUUCUCUCUAUGGAACAGCAGCCUGUUGAGUUUCUUUUAAGCUUCUUCCUGUUCAAGCACUGCCACCUUACAGAAAUAAAGCAUUAAAAAAUAAA